Molecule: messenger RNA, 1677 nt
Organism: Nerophis lumbriciformis (worm pipefish)
Lineage: Eukaryota; Metazoa; Chordata; Actinopteri; Syngnathiformes; Syngnathidae
Source: RefSeq, a predicted model, not a curated record
AUGGCCAGGUCAAAGGGGCGACUAUAUGCAUGCAUCGCACUGAUAGUGCUCUUCUGCGUCAUUGUCGUGUCUGUAUGCAUCAGUCAAUUUACGAGGCGUGGAUGUCCAAAAGAUUCCUUCUCUCAUGGUGCAGUCGCUGCAGACACUGGCACAUGUUCACAGAUUGGACGGGACAUGCUUCAAAAAGGGGGUUCAGCGGUAGAUGGCGCCAUUGCUGCGCUGGUCUGCACUUCUCUCCUGAACCCACAGAGUAUGAGCCUCGGGGGCGGAGCCAUUUUCACAGUGAUGGAUAGCGCUGGCAAAGUAAAAAUCAUCAACGCCAGAGAGCGUGUCCCUGGGAAGUAUAAUGCUGACACACUGAAGUCCUGUCCCAAUCCCCCCAGGUUCGUGGCAGUGGCUCCCUCUCCCACUGGUGUAUGGAUUGGAAUCCCAGGAGAACUCCGUGGUUAUGAAGAAGCACACAGGCUUUAUGGCAAGUUGCCAUGGGCAACACUCUUCCAGCCAAGCAUCAAGUUAGCCAGACAGGGGUUUCCAAUUCCAAAAAUCCUUGGUCAAUACCUGCCUCUGAUUCCUUCCAAUGAGUCGCAACCACUUCGUGAGCUGUUCUCCGAUGAAAAUGGAAACCUGCUGCAAACAGGAGACAUUGUAAAAUUUGAGAAGCUAGCCGACACAUUGGAAACCAUUGCAAAACGUGGAGCAGAUGUUUUCUACAUUGGAAAAAUCGCAGAAGAUUUAGUCCGAGACAUACAGGAGGCAGGAGGGGCAGUAACAUUGGAAGACUUGGCAUCCUACAGAACAACCGUUAGUGAUGCCUGGACUAUUCCUUUGGGAGAAUACCAGAUGUAUAGCGCUCCACCACCAGGAGGAGGCAACAUCCUUAAUUUCAUACUAAACAUCAUGAAAGGAUAUGACCUGAAACCGACAUCACUGAGAGGUGAACAAAAAUCACUGUUUUAUCACCGCUACAUAGAAGCACUCAAAUUUGCCAACGGAUUAAAGAAAUAUUCCAAUGAUCCUGUAUACAGUGCACCAGAAAUAUCGCUUAAUAUCACCAAGUACAGUUUCGCCGAUCACAUCCGCAGUUUAAUCAGCGACAAAAUGUCACAUGAGCCGCAGUAUUACGACAUGACACCCUUCCUGGAGAGUAUGGGCACCACACAUGUCUCAGUGCUGGCCCAGGAUGGAUCUGCUGUGUCUGUCACCAGCAGCAUCAACCACCUAUUUGGCUCAAGAGUCUUAUCGACCAGCACAGGAGUCAUCCUCAACAGUCAGCUGUGUGAUUUCUGUGAAAGAGUUGAUCGCUUAGUCGCAGGGGACCAGCCUCCUUCAUCCAUGGCUCCUACUGUGCUCAAGUCCAAGUCAAAGGUGCUGGUUAUUGGAUCCACAGGCGGUAGCAUGAUCACCACUGGAAUGGCUUCAGCAAUUAUGAACAACCUUUGGUUAGGAAAGAGCCUUAAGGAGGCAAUUGCUGCUCCAGUUCUUUAUGUCGAUUCUGAAAAUGCAGUGAAGUUUGAAUCCAACUUUGAUAAGGACGUAAUCGAGGAUCUGAAAACUCUAGGACAAAUUCAUAAACCUACUAGGAAGUUUUUCAAUGUUGUAAAUGCUGUGGAGAAGGAGGGUGGAUGCAUCAGUGCAGUGUCUGAUGCAAGGAAAAUGGGUAAAGCAGUUGGUUACUGA